UUGGUGAUCGCUAGAGAUCCUCCAAGCUAUGGGGGUUUCCUUUAGGGUUUCCAAGAUUGGUAGGAAAUUUCAUCCCAAACCGCCACCACCCGCCGUAGAGGAACAGCCCGCCGGCGAUGUAAUUGCGGCUUCCAGCAAGUCCAGUGAUGCGAAUCGGGAUCGCCGCAUUAAGGAUACACUGGACAAGCUUCUUCAAGAUAAAGGAGUUGAAAAGAUCCCUGCUAAUGAAGUUUCGUUCACUCUAAGCCUUUAUCCGGAUGGAUAUUCAAUUGCAAAGCCUGCGGAGAAUGAACCAGGCCACCAGGCUUCCAUUGACGUUCCAAAACUUUUGCAUCCAUAUGACAGAGCAUCUGAGCCUCUAUUCUCUGCAAUUGAGUUGCGAAGACUGCCCGGAGAUAUUUUGAAUGAUUUGCCCUGCAAAUUUGCUGAUGGAACAGUUCUUUGUGAGGUUCGGGAUUAUCGGAAGUGCUUUUCUGAGGGACCUAAUGCUGUUUCUGGGGACACUUCACCCAUUAUUAACAAAGUAACUCUUAGAAUGUCCUUGGAAAACAUAGUGAAAGAUAUUCCAGCUAUUUCAGAAAGUGGUUGGACAUAUGGUGAUUUAAUGGAAGUGGAGUCCAGCAUUUUGAAGGCCUUAAAACCAGAUCUUUCCCUUGAUCCAACCCCACAUCUGGACAAACUCUGCGACACUCCUAGCUCCACUAAGCUAAAUUUAUCUCUGAGUACCAUGCGGAGAAAAAGGUUGAGGGCAAUUCCAGAUGUUGCUGCUUCUUCACAUAAUAUCAACGGGAAAAAGGUUUUUCUUGAUAGGGUUCCAGAAACCUCAAGGUUGGGAGAUUCGGUAUCAUUGGGGCAACAACCGGCCUUCGAGAAUUUUAACCUUCAAAAUAAUGUUUCAAACAAUAUGCAUCAAAUGAGGAGCAACAGCAUUGGAUCGGAUGGCUCUCUUUUGCAGCCAUCUCUGGUUUCUCACCAAUCUAGAUAUCAACUUGGGGUUGGAAGCCCAAAGAUGAUGAAGGAACAGCGAUCGGGAGCUCUUGCAAAUGCAUCUGUUGCAUCUCCUGGUGGACAGGAUAUGAUGAUUCCAUUUACUGAUAAUGGUGCUUCUUCUAUUCAUGGCAAGAGAGAGAGUCAAGACGGGCAGUCGUCUCCUCUUACCAACAAGAAGGCUAGGCUCACACAUGCUAGUACAGAUGGGAAUCUUCAACAUUUCGGACAACAAAUGGACAACUUACAUGGAUCUGAUAUGAACUGGAAGAACACAUUAAUGCAGCAGCAGCAGCAGCAGCAGCAAUCAAUGGGAAGAGGGAUUCCAUACGGUAAUAACACCGUACAAAAAUUUUCACAGCAGAUGUUUGAAGGAGGUUUAAACCAGGACGGGGCACAGAUGCCAUUCUCUGUUGGACAACAAGGGAUAAGAUACAACUUAAAGGAAGAACCAGUCGAGACAGAGAGAUUGGACAAACCAGAGUUUAAUCGUAUGACAAUGGGAGAAGCGGAACUAGCCAAUAUGGAUCCUCAGUCCCGAUUGCAGCAAAGAAUGCAGCAACAAUUGAUGAGAUCGAGUUUCCCCCAAUCACCUUGGAAUAAUCUUGGCCAACCUCUUGAUAAUAAUGCUAGAAAGGAGGAUUCAUUCCAGAAGAGAAAACUAGCUCAAAGCCCUCGAAUAUCUGCCGGAGGUUUGCCUCAGUCUCCCCUGUCAUCAAAAUCUGGAGAGUUUUCUAGUGGUUCUGUGGGACCUCAGUUUGGAGCUGUUAGUGGACUUGUAUCGUCUCAAAAGGAGAAAUCUACAACUGUAACAUCUGUUGCUUCUGCUGGCAUUGGCGGCAAUCCCUCUUUCCCUUCAAAUGCGAAUGAUUCCAUGCAGCGUCAAAAUCAGGCACAGGCGGCUGCAAAGCGCAGAAUGAGCUCUCUUCCUAAAACACCAUCGAUUAGUGGAGUUGGUUCCCCAAGUGGUAGCAAUAUAAGCCUACCAAUAAAUGCAAGCAGCCCUCCUGUCGGUACUCAAUCAUCGGGUGACCAAUCCAUUCUUGAGCGAUUCUCAAAAAUUGAAAUUGUGGCUAUGAGGUGUCAACUCAACAACCGAAAGAAUAAAGUAGAGGAGUAUCCCAUCAGGAAGCAGCCAAACUCAUUUUCUACUCAAGCUGUAGCUGCUCUUCUCUCUGUUGAUUCAAACAAUGACGAGUUGAAAGAGGAACCAUGUAAGAUGCCUCUGUCGAAAUCCCUGAUAGGUGGCAAUGUGAAUGCAAACCGGACGAGAAUCAUGAACUUCGUUCAGUCUGAGCAUAUUAUUCAAGGUAAUAGCCUUCAGUAUGUAACCAAGGCAAGAACAAGGAUGAUCAUGUCGGAGAAGCCAAACGACGGUUCUGUUGCAUUUCAUAUUGGAGAAAUAGAGAAUGCUGAAUAUUUGGCCGUAGAGGAUUACCUUCCGACAUUGCCAAAUACUCACACAGCCGACCUACUUGCAGCACAGUUCCGCACACUGAUGGAACGUGAAGGAUACAGCGUGGAAGAUCAUGUCCAACCAAAACCAGUUCGGAUGAAUACUACCACUGUUGGCCAAGUUAAUGUUCAAGGAAUCCCCUCAGGUCCUGAAAUGCAUCAAUAUUCUGAAGGAUCUUCUAAUCAACAGUCCAGCGAAAUGGCUAAGCCGGGUGUCAAUGGCAAUGCGCCUAUGAACACGGCACAGAACAUUCAAGGCCAACGGAUGCUACCUCCGGGAAGUAUUCAGGCAAUGCAGAUGUCUCAAGGGCACUUGCCCGGGAUUUCAAUGCAGGCUAGACCUCAGCAGCCCGAAGCACUCUCGUCUCUACAUCAUCAGCAGCAGCAGUUUCAGAGAUCUUCUAUGGGGCUACCGGCGAAUUCAAUGCAACACCUGAGCAGUAUGACACAGAGUGCAAAUAUGCCGUUGGGACCUCACAUGGCAAACAAACUUAGUCCUCUCCAGAUCCAGAUGAUGCAACAACAGCAGCAGUCGCAAUCAUUCCAGCAACAACAGCAGACGCAGCAGCAGCAACCAGCGGCGAUUCAGAGAAAAAUGAUGACCGGGCUCGGAUCUGUCGGCAUGGGCAAUAUGAGCAAUAAUAUGGUAGGGCUCGAUGGCUUGGGAAGUGUCAUGGGAAUGGGGGGUGCUAGAGGUGUUGCUGGAGCCGGUAUUUCUGCGCCGAUGGGGCCUAUCACAAGCAUGGGGAACCUGAAUCAAAAUCCCAUGUUGAACACGGCUUCAAAUCUCGGCAAUUCCAUUCGGCCCCCGGGACUCACACCAGCACAAGCUGCUUUCAUGAAGAUGAAGAUGGCAAGCAGAUCAAAUAUCCUGGGGAACUCUCAAUCUGGGAUUGGAGGCAUGCCGGGAGCUCGACAGAUGCACCCGGGAUCUCCUAAUCUUUCGAUGCUCAACCCUGCUCUUAACCGAGCCAAUCUCAACCAGAUGCAGCGAACGGCAAUGGGCCAGAUGGGUCCUCCCAAAAUGAUGCCUGGAAUGAAUCUUUACAUGAACCAGCAGCAGCAGCAACAACUUCAGACACAGCAGCAGCAACAACUUCAGCCGCAGCAGCAGCAACAACAGCAACAAAUGCAGCUGCAACAGCAGCAGCAGCAGCAACUACAGCAACAGCAGCUACAACAGCAGCAAGAAACGACAUCACCAUUACAAGCUGUAGUUUCACCUCAACAAGUCAGUUCUCCGGCAAGCAUGGGAAUGCCCCAUCAAAUGAAUCAACCUCAGCAGCAGCAGCAGUCUCAGCAACUGUCACAACAACAGCAAGCAAGUCCACAGCAGAUGAGCCAGAGAACUCCGAUGAGCCCCCAACUAAGUUCCGGUGCUAUUCAUCCAAUGGCUGCUGCUAAUCCAGAAGCCUGUCCGGCAAGCCCCCAGCUCAGUUCGCAGACAAUGGGAUCAGUCAGUAGCAUCACUAAUUCUCCUAUGGAGCUGCAAGGAGCAAAUAAAAGUAACUCUGUUAAUAAUGCUUAGUAUCUGAACUUUCUUUCCGAUAGUCAUUUGAUUUGAUCAUCAUCCUUGGAGUUGUUCUUCUUUAAACAUUUUCUACACGAGGAAAGAAAGCCCUGCUUGCUCGGGAGCGAACAUUUAAUCUGUUGUCGACUACUACUAGUUUGCUUGCAUAGGUCUGUCCUUAGUAUUUACCUGAAGAGUGUUCCUUAUAUGUAUACAACUGUUGAAGCCAGUGCUAUUUAUUCAGGAAGACAAUAUGAGAAAUGAGAAACA
Molecule: messenger RNA, 4222 nt
Organism: Andrographis paniculata
Lineage: Eukaryota; Viridiplantae; Streptophyta; Magnoliopsida; Lamiales; Acanthaceae
Product: protein PHYTOCHROME-DEPENDENT LATE-FLOWERING
Exons: 12
Coding region: 29-3970 (1313 amino acids)
Biological process (GO): regulation of transcription by RNA polymerase II
Cellular component (GO): SAGA complex
Molecular function (GO): transcription coregulator activity
Source: RefSeq, a predicted model, not a curated record